Desarmillaria tabescens is the source of this 2222-nucleotide messenger RNA. RefSeq lists its product as uncharacterized. Lineage: Eukaryota; Fungi; Basidiomycota; Agaricomycetes; Agaricales; Physalacriaceae. The coding region runs from base 84 to 1841 and encodes 585 amino acids. The record is from RefSeq and is a predicted model, not a curated record. The transcript has 2 exons.
GGUGACUUGGCGGAGGACCUACUGUUGAACACGUUUCGGACGCAUGUUUGACUUGUACGUCCAAUUGAUACGUCCUCAAACUGAUGGCAUUACCAACCAUCUCUCCGUCCGACUGGCACCCUUGUAAAGGAUGCAUCUGCGUGAACCACGCCAUCCCAUCCUACAAAUUCUCCGUUACCGAUGCAGACAGUCCCAUCGCUGAUCAUCCAGAUCUUGGGAAACUCACACGCUCCAACGAUGAACCCAACUCGACUGAAGAGGAAACUCUUCAGAGGAUGGUAUCAGAUUCUGGAAAACGUAUCGAUGCCCUUGAUUCACAGGUGCUGGGGUUGAAGGCGCUGAGACAAGAUCUCGUACAGUCGAUCGCACGCGUCGACAAAGAGCUGGCUGCGCUGGAUAAAGAGCGGCAACGCCUCUCUAAUAGCGUUCGAGAACGAUGCCUUCUUCUCAGCGCUUUGCGUCGCAUGCCCAAAGAAGUCCUUGCUCACAUCUUCCUUCACGCCGUUGUCUUUCCUUUUCCGCGGGUAGAGCCCACGGGGAACCUGUUGUCCUAUGGCGAUUGGUCGGCAUUUUCUGCCAGUAAACAUCCACUCUUAUCGUUUGAACUGGUGUGUCGUAACUGGAAGGACGUCCUUGACACAUUCCCCAACUUGUGGUCUCAUGUCAAUAUCCUCAUCGACCGAAUGCUUUUCAGUACUUACACCCGCUACAUUGGAAACCAGCUGUCUCGCUCUCGACAGUGCCCAGGCUUAUCCAUCUCGAUAUGUCACAGCGAGAACACCUCGGUCACCAGGCUUGGUGCCUUUCCUGUCGCUAUCUCAAUGGCCCUCUUCUCUGUCAGCCAUAGAGUACAAGCCCUCCAUCUUUGCCUCCCUAGCAGAUACUUUGUCUCUAUGCAACAACUCCAUCUAUCUUUCCCCAAUCUACAAGAACUUGUUCUUCUCUCAUCGUCCGAAACUUCAGAGAUUGCCCAGCAUCUCCAUUUUGGUUCACUUCCGCAUUUGCGGGUCUUCCGUGCCACGGACGUCAGUAACAUCGAUAAGCUAUCCCUCCCUUGGCACCAGAUCACUCAUUUUACAAACGUGCAUACCCAGGCAGGACGCGGGCCACCCGCCAAUCGUGCUCUGAAUGUCUUAAAAAGGAUGCCUCGUGUGUCUGUCUGUGAUUUAUCUCUUGACCUCCAAGCUUUGGGGGUUGCGGAGGACAUGACUCUCAGCCAGCUACAUUCACUCAAACUUACAUCUGUAUACCGGCGAGGCUUCGGUUUCCCACCUGUGAUCCCCUUUGUGCUUGACUCCCUCACCCUACCCUCCCUGUCGGAUCUCUCGGUAACUGGCUUGGUCGGCUCCGAAUCCACCUGGCGGGACUUGGCCGCGAACUUUACUUCUAUCCGCCAACUCAUUGAACGUUCUCAUAGUCCCCUUACGUCUCUCUAUUUCAGCAAUGGAGAUAUCAUAAAGGAUGACCUUAUUCAUAUCCUUUCCAACACGCCCACCCUCCAGGAUCUACGACUAAUGAAUUUGAGCGGAGGGAUAACAGAUGAAGUCCUCAACGAUCUCGCUCGUAGAGUCGACACAGAGUCAGACUCUCAGGUCCCGGCGCUCGUCCCACACUUGCACACGCUUCACCUCCGUGGUUCCUUUAAUUUUCAGGCGGAAGUUUAUGUAGGGAUGGUCGAAUCUCGCUGGACGUGCCAUCCGCGCCACCUCAAGUCGGCGCAUAUUUGCCGAUCUUGUCUGUGGGGCAUGAAUAGAGAGGACGAGGAAGCCAAAAUACUGGCUCUUUCCGGACUUGAUGUGCUACGGUCAGAGGGAUUGGAUGUGGCGAUGAGUAUAUAUUAGCCUAGAGCCUAGCCCUGCGACCGAAACUCUCAGACUGGAGGUACUCCAGGUGUAUUAUAUUGUCUGUGAAUAACCGCACUGUAUUUUUACUAUUAGGGUGGAUGUGACCGCGAGAAUUUUAUGAAAUGGAACCAGAGAGAAAAAUAUAUCUACUUGAAUAUGGAGGUGAAAAGGAAUAAUGGGAAAACCGAUCGAAAUACACUCAUAAACCUUGCUUCGUGCAGAAACUCUUUCCAAUAUGAAUUGUUUUCGAUUGAUCAAGUCUCACCUUGAGCUUGAACAUUGAUACAAGAUAAUAAUUUUACAUACAUACACCUCAUAAAAUACUGCCAAGAUAUUAGCUAGCUAUAUGUUUCAUCAAGCAGAGAGUCAUAUAUGCUU